This is a messenger RNA of Drosophila busckii, 2086 nucleotides long. Its product is annotated as glucose dehydrogenase [FAD, quinone]. The record is from RefSeq and is a predicted model, not a curated record. The transcript has a single exon. NCBI's taxonomy places the organism in Eukaryota, Metazoa, Arthropoda, Insecta, Diptera, Drosophilidae. Gene Ontology annotation, molecular function: ecdysone oxidase activity; flavin adenine dinucleotide binding. Bases 26 to 2011 code for a protein of 661 amino acids.
AAUGCAUAUAAACGAGUGAAUUUGAAUGUCGGAACGCUCAGAGCCUCAGUGCGGAGCUAAUCAGUCAAAGAUGCGCGCUUCGGAGCAAAGAGUUGCAUUGAGCUUGUGGCUGCUGCUGCUGCUUGCAACGUGCAGCGGCGGCGUUGCCGCCCAGCAAAGCAAUGGCGUGGGCGUGGCACUUAUCGAGGCAGCACGCGCAGCGCUGUUAAGCGAAGCAGCAGCGCUAAGCAACAGCAGUGAUUGGCCGGCGAGCUAUGAGCCUGGACAGCUGAGCGAGUCAUAUGACUACAUCGUCGUGGGCGGCGGCAGCGCGGGCAGCAUUGUGGCCAGCCGGCUGAGCGAGCAGCGCAAUGUGAGCGUGCUGCUGCUGGAGGCGGGCGCGCAGCCGCCGCUGGAGUCGGAUAUCUAUGCGUUGAGUGGCUCACUGCAUCACGACGAGCGCUACAUGUGGCUGGAUGAGGCGCAGCCGAAUGGCAACUGCUGCUUGGCCCGGCGCGCAGGCAGCGGCUGCAAUUGGUGGCAUGCGCGCAUGUUGGGCGGCGGCGGCAGCUUGAACGGCAACAUUUAUGUGCCCGGCAGCGCAGCAAACUUUCGACGCUGGCGCUGGCAGCUGCAACUCAAGGGCUGGGACUGGCCGCAGGUGCAAGUCGCUUACCGGCGACUGCAGCAGCAGCUGCAGCUGAACUUUCUGCCGCUGCAGCCGCUCGAAGCGCAGCUGGCCAAACUUAUUUAUGCCGCCGCGCGUGAGCUGCAGCUGCCACGCCCCCGUCAGCCGCUGCUCAUGGGCAGCGACUUUGGCUAUACGCACGAUGUGCCGGCAACUGUGCAGCAGGGCAGACGCCGCAGCAGCGCGCGGCAGUAUCUGGCGCAGCCGCAAGUGCGCGCGCGCUCCAAUCUGCGCGUGCUGCUGGCAGCGCAGGCGCAGCGUUUGCUCUUCAAGCGGCAGCGCGCCGCCGGCGUGCAAUACACUUUGGGCAAUCGCACGCUGCGUGCGCUGGCCAAACGCGAGCUGGUGCUAAGCGCCGGCGCGCUCAACUCCGCCAAGCUGCUGCUGCUCUCCGGCAUUGGUCCAGCUGCCGAGCUGCGCGCGCUGGGCAUACAGCCGCUGCGGGAUUUGCCAGUGGGACGCAAUCUGCAUGAUCAUGGCAUGUUGCCGCUGUUCCUGCGCUUUGGCAACGACUGCGGCCUGAAUGCGAGCAGCAGUCGCAGCGCCUAUGCGCCCGCCUCCGUUGCCGAGUAUUUGUUGCAGCAGCAGCGUGGACCGCUGGCUGCUGGCUUCUCCAUGAUGGGCUUCAUCAACUCGAGUGCGCCGCAUAGCCGCGACGGUCAGCCCGACUUGCAUAUUGUGGCGCACACGUUUAUGCCACGCGGCAGCGCCGGCAGCUUUGAGUAUCUCGGACUGCGUCCCGAGCUGGUGACAGCUCAGCGCGCUGCUUUGGCUCAGGCGCCAAUGCUGCAGCUGAUGGGCUCGCUGCUGCUGCCAAAGUCACGCAGCAAGCUGCAGCUGCGCAGCGCCGAUCCGCAGCAGCCGCCGUUGAUCAGCAGCGCCUAUGCUGCCGAUCCCGCUGAUCGUGCCACGCUGCUGCGCUUCAUACGCUACGUGCAACUUAUGCUGACCACGCCCGCGUUCCAGCGCUGCGGUCUGCAGCUUUGGCUGCCACCGCUGCCCGCCUGCGACGCUCUCACCCCCGACUCGGAUGACUAUUGGCUCUGCCACAUACGCCACAUGUUUCUGGGCGCUUGGCAUGCCGUCGGCAGCUGUCGCAUGGCCACACGCAAUGAUCCGCGUGGCGUCGUCGACGAGCGGCUGCGUGUGUUUGGCGUUCAAGGACUGCGCGUUGUGGACGCCAGCAUUAUGCCCGAGAUUACAGCGGGCAACACCAAUGCGCCCGCGAUGAUGAUUGCCGAGCAGGGAGCGCGCAUGAUACGCGAGGAUUACAACAGAGCAGCAGCAGCAGCGACGCUAGCAGAGACAACUGAGCAGCCCAACGAUAUUCCCCUCUAUGACUAAUGCGCCAGUUCAAUUGUAUACCUGACCCAGUUAAGUCCAAAUGCUUUGCAGCCUCCAACACUUUUUUUUUUAUUA